UCGUUCUAGACUCUAGAAGGGCCUCCGCAGACAUGCCCUGGCGGUCUCUAAACUCCGCUGACUUGCUGUGUAAAUACUUUAGAAAAUUGAGGGGCUAACGGUCUCUGGGCGCUGUGUCGGGGCCCCAGGAACGAUCACCAGGGCUUUCCUCGGUCCGCAUUGAGUCAUCCCAAGUACAAAGCCUUCUGUUCUUUGCACCGUCUAAUUGCUUGGCUUUAUUGGACUUUCUAAUACUCACAAUAAUGGCUUAAGCUUCCUGGGAGUUGCUUAUUAUCUUCCUUGAAGAAACAUGAAGCCCCACUAUGUUGCUGUGCUUACUCCAGCCAUCCUGAUGUUCCUCAUGUGGACCCCUGUGUCGCUGAGUUGCAACAAAGCACUCUGUGCUAGUGAUGUGAGCAAAUGCCUCCUUCAGGAACUCUGCCAGUGCCGGCCUGGAGAAGGAAAUUGUUCCUGUUGUAAAGAGUGCAUGCUUUGUCUGGGUACACUUUGGGAUGAGUGUUGUGAUUGUGUCGGUAUGUGUAAUCCUCGAAAUUAUAGUGACACACCUCCAACUUCAAAGAGUACCGUGGAGGAGCUGCAUGAAGCGAUCCCUUCUCUCUUCCGGGCACUCACAGAAGGGGACACUCAGUUAAAUUGGAACAUCGUUUCCUUCCCUGUUGCAGAAGAACUUUCACAUCAUGAAAACUUGGUUUCAUUUUUAGAAACUGUGAACCAGCCACACCACCAGAAUGUGUCAGUCCCCAGCAAUAAUGUUCACACGCCGUAUUCCAGUGACAAAGAACACAUGUGCACUGUGGUCUACUUUGAUGACUGCAUGUCUAUACAUCAGUGCAAGAUAUCCUGUGAGUCCAUGGGGGCAUCCAAAUACCGCUGGUUUCACAAUGCCUGCUGUGAAUGCAUCGGGCCUGAGUGCAUCGACUAUGGCAGUAAGACUGUGAAGUGCAUGAACUGCAUGUUUUAAAGAAAGGAAAUACUGAGCUAAGCAAUUUUGUCAAAAAGAAAGAUGUGAAAAGUAUUCAGUAAGAUGAAGACACUAAAAAAUUAAAAUGUGUUACUUUAAAUAUAUAACUCUAGUAAUUUGAUAAAUUAUAUGAUUAUAGUUGCUCUUAUUGACCUUUUUACUCUAGCAAUAAAGCCUUUCCUUGGAUCCUUUGAA
Molecule: messenger RNA, 1156 nt
Organism: Echinops telfairi (small Madagascar hedgehog)
Lineage: Eukaryota; Metazoa; Chordata; Mammalia; Afrosoricida; Tenrecidae
Gene: TWSG1
Product: twisted gastrulation BMP signaling modulator 1
Exons: 5
Coding region: 290-961 (223 amino acids)
Biological process (GO): regulation of BMP signaling pathway
Source: RefSeq, a predicted model, not a curated record